This is a messenger RNA of Gadus macrocephalus (Pacific cod), 2970 nucleotides long. RefSeq names its product forkhead box P3b (gene foxp3b). The transcript has 11 exons. Gene Ontology annotation, molecular function: DNA-binding transcription repressor activity, RNA polymerase II-specific; RNA polymerase II cis-regulatory region sequence-specific DNA binding. NCBI's taxonomy places the organism in Eukaryota, Metazoa, Chordata, Actinopteri, Gadiformes, Gadidae. Gene Ontology annotation, cellular component: nucleus. Bases 1044 to 2336 code for a protein of 430 amino acids. The record is from RefSeq and is a predicted model, not a curated record. Gene Ontology annotation, biological process: regulation of transcription by RNA polymerase II.
AUAACAUAACAUACAGAUGUACAUAUGUACAUAUAGAACUAAUAGUUAUAUUAUAGUAAAAUUAAAUAAAUGUAAAGAGAAGCUACAUCUCUCUCUCUCUCUCUCCCCCUCUAUCGCCCUCUCCACAGUUCAUGUUGCUAUUUAAUUGCUUAUUAUUUAUUAUACAGCUCCCUGGCCCGUGAUGUUAAUGAAAGAAAGUAAUUCAUAAGGUAACCUUGAGAUAAGACGCCACGUUGCAGCGCACCUCUCGUGCUUGAAGCGUGUGGGACAUGCAGGAUGUGUUGUUAUAGGUGUGACAUUGAGAUGUAGCCUAAGCCUGUGAAAGACCAACAUGGUUGAAUGCUUUCACCUUUCUGUUUUAAUGUCGUUUUUGAGAUCCCUCACAAAGUUCCUUCCCUCAAAUAUUUAUUGCAAUAAUUGUGCUGUUAUAUUUCAUUUAUGUAGGCUAUUUAAUUAUUUAUUCAUGACUUUUUGUUGGGGCUUCCACUUCAAUUGUUAGCUCUGUUACAAGAUACAAAGAAAACGACAAAAGAUAACACAACGAUUACAAACAAGAUAAGCUCAAAACGCUGUUUACAAAUGUGCACAUUUACUUUUGUACUUUGAUUCAUCCUGUCUCGCAUCUUCAACAAACACAGACCCCCACUAGUAGCAACACCUCAAAACACAAACAACACACUAAACAAGCUAAAAGUCGUGGCCCAGAGCCCCUUUUCUUCUUGCGGUAACGCUGCGAUGACACCUGCGUAUCUGCCACACUUUCUAUGCAGUUUGCAGCUGUGCGCGACCACAAUUUUUCUUUGACAUAUUCAAAUUCUGCGUUGAACUCAAAGACGCUCUUUCGACUUUCUGAUAGGAAACCAAAGCCGUUUUUUCAUGCCUUUUUAAGUUCACGAUAUAACCGUAGAGGCCUGCCCUACACACGUUUAGCUAUAUGGCCUUAUACACCUGGUGGCCAUCUUGGUUCGAGACGCUAGCUGGGGUGGGUGUUUAUUGUGGAUCACUCCCCCCCACCCCGUGGACAUGCCACCCGGCCUCACCAUAUGUCUCCUGCUGUGGCACCACCGUUAAGAAACCAGCAGGACUCUGGGAUGCCAGGGACCUCAAGCGAGACCUUUGCCUGUGGGAGGAAGUCGGAGAACGAAACCCGCCGAGAACCAGGAGCUCGGAGGACCAGCCUGUUGCUCUCUUCUCCCCCUCCUCCUUCUGGACUGGAAGGAUCGUUCUCCCCGUCCGCCUCCGGAGGUCAGUGUAAUCAACCGGAAGGCCGAAUGGAGGAGGUGUUACCAGACCUGAGCCGGAGGAACCAGUACAGACCCUCUGUGUUACGACAGGGCAAAAUGCAGCCUUCUAAACACUCUAUCGAGAACGGUUCACGCACUCAGCCAAUCCUAGUCCCGGAGUCAGAGAGCCAGGACCCAGGCCCCCACUGGGGUUCAUCUCCCCCCGCGGGAGCUCCGUCUCCGGGCCGUCUCGCCGGCGCCUCCUCCCCUCUCCUCCCUCUCCCCUCUGGCAGAGGAGGGAGUCUGCAUCCCUACUCCCAGCACGCCAUGCAUCCCGACCACUCCAGACUCCCCGCCACAGGGGGCGCCAGAGGUCUGUUUGUGAGCGGGCUGUGCCGCUGGCUUGGGUGUGGCAGGUCGUUUGAAGAUAUCUCCAGCCUUUUUAUCCACCUGCAGGGAGAACAUGGCCUCACUGAGCAGAGCCUGACCCAGUAUAGAAGCCAGCAGGACAUGGUGCACUACCUGGAGAGAAAGCUGACCUUGGAGAAACAAAGACUGCGGUUGAUGGAGCGGCACAUCUCAGACACCAGCCCGGCCCAAUCCGCGGCAUAUGAUUGGUCGUACAGUCUGGCACUCUACCUGGCCCCGCCCCCGGUGACAGAUGGGGUGGCUGCGCCGCCCGGAGUGGUGAAGGAUGUGGUGGACUUCGCUCAGCAGGGCUGCUGGCCCAAUGGCCCAGCACACCUUCUGCCAGAUUAUGUCCCCAGCAUUGAGUGUUACAAGUAUAACAACAUCAGGCCCCCCUACACCUACGCUUACCUCAUCAGAUGGUCCAUCCUGGAGUCCCCGCUGAAGCAGCGCAGCCUGAAUGAGAUCUACACCUGGUUCUCCACCAUGUUCUUCUACUUCAGACACAACACGGCCACCUGGAAGAACGCCGUGCGCCAUAACCUGAGCCUGCACACGUGCUUCGUGCGCAUGGAGGGGGGGAAGGGCGCGGUGUGGACGGUGGACGAGAGGGAGUUCCAGCGGAGGAAAGGACCCAAGUACCACAGGGACCAGCCCGGGAGGCUGAUGUCACCUUACUCACAUUUCCGACCUGGAGAAUCGUGAGGACGUUGUGUCCACUGGUCUGCAACGGUUAUUUUCCACCAGAAGAGGGCGAUUUUACGGCGAAUUAUAUUCAGACGGUGCGUGGCAAAUUUGCGUUUCUAUUAACGACUAUAACUAUGAUGGGAUAUAUGAAGCUAGGGUCGAAUAUUUGGAGGAACCAGUCAGAGUAAGCUACAUUUGGAAAGUAUCCAACCGGAAGAAUCCCCUCCCUACCUUCAGGUCUCCCUCCUACGUUACUGCCCCAAAAUACUUCAAACAAAUGACUAGCUCGCUAGCCUUAGCAUAGAUCUGCCUAGCCAAAUUUCGUCAAUUUCUUGUUAGAUACAUUUUUUAAUUCAUUGCCGUCGGGUUUUAGAGAAUGUCAACAAUAAUAAAAAGAAGCUUGAAUAAAUUGCCUAUCCUGACUUUAACCCUGCAUCUUUACCCUGACCAUAACUUGAAUAUCAAUCUGUAACCAGACAAUUUCAGAUUACCAUUGAAUACUACCUACAUGUAACCAUUGCAAAUCAAUGACCUAAUCGUAACCAUUUCUACUAAUUGUAUAAAAGGGGAAAAUAAAUAACCAAUAAAGUGUAUAUAGUGAGCUAUAUUCAGACUUGUUUGUCAGAAAAGUAAUAAAGCCUAUCCAAACACA